UUUAUUCCGUGCGCCGAAAGAGGUCCACCGCAAAGGAAGAAGAGGGAGAGAAACGGGGACAAGAGGAGGCAUCGCGAUGUCGGCGGAGACGGAGAAGACCGCCGCCGCGCCGGCGCCGGCGGCCCCGCCGCUACGGUGCCAGCGCAUAGGCUGCGAUGCCAUGUUCACCGACGACGACAACCCUGACGGCUCCUGCCACUACCACCCCAACGGACCUAUGUUUCAUGAUGGCAUGAAAGAGUGGAGCUGUUGCAAGCAAAGAAGCCACGAUUUUAGCUUAUUUUUGGCUAUUCCUGGAUGUGCCACAGGGAAGCAUACAAGUGAAAAACCAGUCACGAAAGCUGUUUCUCUUAACACCCCAAAGGCAGCUCUCCCAAAGGCAGCUCCAAUCCAGUCUUCUAACCAGGGUGUGGAAUCUGGGGCCUGCUCAAGGUGCCGUCAGGGUUUCUUUUGUUCUGACCAUGGAUCGCAGCCCAAGCCACAAAAACAAGUUGCUGUAAAUGGUACAAAUGCGGAACCUAUUGAGAAAUGCUCGGUUCCACUGCCCAAGAAAAAAGUUGAUCUGAAUGAGCCAAGGCUUUGUAAGAAUAAAGGAUGCGGCAAAACCUACAAGGAGAAGGAUAACCACGAUGCUGCGUGCGAACACCAUCCAGGGCCUGCAGUUUUCCAUGACAGGAAGAGGGGGUGGAAAUGUUGUGAUAUUCAUGUCAAGGAGUUUGACGAAUUUAUGGAGAUACCUCCUUGCGCAAAGGGGUGGCACAAUGCCGAUGCCGUGUGACGCUACUUGGCAAUAAGAUACUGUCCAGCGUAAUGGUAUUUGUUGUAGUAUCUCCUAGUGCAUAAGAUUGGCAUAUUGCCACGAUUUCUGGAGAACUACGAUUGGAAGUGUGAUUUGAUGUUUGAGAAUAGGCUGGUUGAGUGUGGUACUGAGUAAUUAAAUCUCAUAUGAUGUUUCAUGUAAUCUGGAAUCGGAACUUGAAACCAUAUGACGAGACUUGAUUUAAUUGUUCUACAAAGGGAGUUAAUUAGACUUGAA
This is a messenger RNA of Lolium perenne, 1036 nucleotides long. RefSeq names its product cysteine and histidine-rich domain-containing protein RAR1. The record is from RefSeq and is a predicted model, not a curated record. Gene Ontology annotation, biological process: defense response to bacterium; defense response to fungus. NCBI's taxonomy places the organism in Eukaryota, Viridiplantae, Streptophyta, Magnoliopsida, Poales, Poaceae. Gene Ontology annotation, cellular component: nucleus; cytoplasm. Gene Ontology annotation, molecular function: Hsp90 protein binding.